Molecule: messenger RNA, 1335 nt
Organism: Iphiclides podalirius (scarce swallowtail)
Lineage: Eukaryota; Metazoa; Arthropoda; Insecta; Lepidoptera; Papilionidae
Source: the annotation of a GenBank genome assembly
AUGAACACUGGUACGGAAAGCCACAGCGUUGAUAAAAAUAAGUGGGGCUAUAUCGUUUGCUCUGGAGUAGUGAUUACAUUUAUUGCCGGUAUCGGUCACGUCAACUCCUUCGGGCUUAUUUAUAAUGAUUUUAUUGUUGACACAAACUCCACAGUGAGAUCGUUGACGAUGUCACACGGAGUUUUUGCUGUUAUGCUUGCGCUUGGAGGUUUGAUUCUCAAUAUUAUUUUCAAAAAGCACUCUAUGAGGGUUGGAGGCUUUAUAGGAGCUGCUGUUUUCAGUACUGGCUCAGUACUCACAGUAUUCAUAACAAACACCAAUCAGCUGCCAUUAACAUUUGGCGCCCUACAAGGAAUCGGUUUUGGGAUGAUGGCGCCGGUUUGCUAUUCCACCUUAAACUAUUACUAUAUUAGGAAAAGAACUCAAGUGAUGAGCGUCAUAAAAGCCGUACAAGGAUUUAUUCUAAUGUGGUAUCCGCAACUGAUUAAGAUUUUAAUGACAUAUUAUGGAUUCAGGGGCACUUUGCUAAUAAUAUCGGGUGUGUCACUGCACACAUUCCCAGGGAUGGCCGUAAUGUGGAAAAAUGAACACGUUAAGCGAAAUAAUAGAAUCGCAAAGGAUAACGUUGUUAAAGUAGAAGAAAAUGUAGAUUUGUUAUCAAUUGAAGAUGGAAAACAAACCUUGGAUGCUACAAAAUCAGGCAUACUCGUAGUUCAUAAAAGCAAAGCCCAAAAAUUUUGGGAAGAAUUAUGGAGAUUACUAAAUAUAAAAGUUCUUAAAGAUCCAGUAUUUUGUAACAUCUGCAUUGGUCAGAGUUUUGUAAAUUUCUCAGACCUAACAUUUUUCGUCUUGCAACCUAUGCUGUUAUUCCAAUAUGGUUAUAGCACGACUGAAGUAGCAGCCAGCAUAUCGAUAAGCACUGGUGCAGACGUGGCUGGAAGGUGUAUACUUGCAGUUAUGAGCAGUAUGAUGUCAGUCAAUACAAGAGUUUUAUACUAUGUUGCGACUCUAUUUACAUUUCUCAUCAGAAUUGUGUUGCUACAUGUCAGACGGAAAAGUUUUGUAUUUGUCGUAACUGGUGCAUUGGGCGUGCUUCGAGGAUGGCUUCAUGUUGCCAGUCCACUAGUUAUUUCCAAUCAAGUCUCACACGAGGACUUCCCGGGAGCAUACGCCUUAAGCCUGCUCGCAUCUGGAUUAGUGAAUGUCACAUUCGCCCCAUUCAUAGGUCUCGUAAAAGAUAUCAAUGGAGACUAUGUGCCUGCAUUUUACGCUUUGGUAGCAUGUUGCCUACCUUGUUUAAUGUUUUGGCCUUUGGAGUGCAAGUUAUUGAAACGA